AUGGUUCAUGGCAGAUCACCAAGCUCGCGCCUUUCUCAAUUUGCACCAUUCUUCUUGCAGUUUCAGCCCUCACAGAUUCGUUUCCCCUACAGACCCAUAUCCAUCUUGUGCUUCUCGAGUUCUGCUACAGCUUCAAACGGAGCCACAGAAUCGACCUACAAGCUCACAACUUUUUCCCACAUUUAUCAAGAAUGCUCGCUGCAGAGAGCCCUAAACCCGGGCAAACAAGCCCAUGCUCGAAUGGUUGUUUCUGGGUUUGUGCCGACGACUUUUGUUUCGAACUGUUUGAUGCAAAUGUAUGUCAGGUGUUGGAACUUGGUCGAUGCGAACAAAGUGUUCGACGGAAUGACUCAGAGAGAUGUGGUUUCUUACAAUGCGGUAAUUUUUGGGUACGCUGGCUGUGGGGAGAUGGGAAUCGCGAGGAAGAUCUUCGAUGAGAUGCCGGUGAGAGAUGUCGUAUCGUGGAACUCGAUUAUUUCGGGGUUCUUGCAGAAUGGAGAGCAUGGGAAGGCAAUGGCUGUUUUCUCUGAAAUGGGAGAUUGCUAUGUGGGUGUUCAGAUUCAUGGGUUAGCAAUCAGGUCGGGGCUCGUUAAUGACGUUUUCACAGGCAGUGCGCUGCUUGAUAUGUAUGGAAAAUGUAAUCGGGUGGAUGAUUCGCUCAGGGUGUUCCGAGAGAUCCCAGAGAAAAACUGGGUUUCAUGGAGUGCCAUGAUUGCUGCUUGCACUCAAAAUGAUAGAUUGUUCAUGGGGUUAGAGCUGUUCAAUGAGAUGCAAAACACUGGAGGAGUAGGGGUUAGUCAGUCAAUCUAUGCCACCAUUUUCAGAUCCUGUGCAGGCCUAUCUGCUUCAGAUCUAGGAGCUCAAUUCCAUUGUCAUGCUAUCAAGACUGAUUUUGGAUCAGACGUGAUAGUGGGAAUUGCAACACUCGAUAUGUAUGCAAAAUCUGGAAGCAUCGGAGAUGCUCAUAAGAUAUUUAACUCUAUGCGAAAGCAUAAUCUACAGUCCUACAAUGCCAUUAUUGUUGGGUAUGCAAGAUGUGGUGAAGGCUUAGAAGCUAUGUUGUUACUUCGAUGCCUGUUGAAGUCCAACUUAGGUUUCGAUGAAAUAACUCUAUCAGGAGCAUUCUGUGGUUGUGCGUCAAUCAAAGAGAAGUUUCUGGGACUGCAAUUGCAUGCACUAACGAUGAAGACUGUUUUUGACACAAAUGUCUGCGUGGUGAAUGCCAUGAUUGACAUGUAUGGUAAAUGUGGAGCUUUAUUUGAAGCUACCUCUGUCUUCAAUGAGAUGAUAUACAGGGAUGCAGUGUCCUGGAAUGCCAUCAUUGCAGCUAAUGAGCAGAAUGGCAGUGAAGAUAACACACUUCCGCUUUUCUCAUUGAUGCUUCGGUUUGGAAUGGACCCUGAUGAAUUCACCUACGGCAGUGUACAUAAAGCAUGUGCAGGCCAGCAAUCUGUAGGCAGCGGCAAGGAAAUCCAUGGAAGAAUCAUCAAAUUCGGAUUGGGUUUGGAGCCAUUCAAUGGGGGUGCUGUUGUUGACAGGUACUGUAAAUGUGGAGCUGUGAAGGAGGCCGAGAAAAUCCACGAUAGAAGUGACCCACAACCGAUGGUUUCAUGGAAUGCGAUUAUUUCAGGAUUCUCAUUGCUACAACAGAGUGAGGAAGCUCAAAGCUUCUUCCUUUACAUGCUAGAAGCCGGUGUAAAGCCUGACAACUUCACAUAUGCUGCAAUUCUUGACACCUGUGCUAACUUAGCUACGGUUGGUUUAGGAAUGCAGAUUCAUGCUCAGGUCAUAAAGCAACAACUGCAGUCCAAUGUGUACAUAUCGAGUACACUGGUGGACAUGUAUUCAAAGUGCGGUAAACUUCAAGAUUCAGAACUUAUGUACGAGAAAGCACCAAAAAAGGACCUUGUGGCAUGGAACAGUCUGAUAUGCGGUUAUUCACAGCAUGGUCUUGGAGAAAAGGCAUUGAUGGUAUUUGAGGAGAAGAGACCUGAGAAAGUGAACCCAAACGGCGCCACUUUUCUUUCAGUUCUUCGAGCGUGUGCACACAAGGGACUUCUCGGUACAGGAAUGUGUUAUUUUCACACUAUGCAAAAGGAGCAUCGUUUGGAACCUGAAAUUGAGCAUUAUUCAUGUAUGGUGGAUCUUUUAGGGAGAUCAGGGAAAACUGAAGAAGCUCUGGGGCUUAUUGAGGGAAUGCCAUUUGAAGCUGAUGCUGUUAUAUGGAGGACUCUGCUCAGCAUUUGCAAGAUAGAUGGGAAUGUGGAAAUUGCGGAGAAGGCUGCAAGUUGUAUUUUGCAGUUAGAGCCGGAUGACUCUUCUGCUUAUAUUCUUCUCUGCAACAUUUAUGCUGAUGCUGGGAUGUGGGGCAAGGUUUCUGAGGCUAGGAGGAUGAUGAAGGCGAAUAGGCUUAAGAAGGAACCAGGUUGCAGCUGGAUUGAGAUUAGAGAUGAAGUGCAUCGAUUUGUCAGUCGAGACCAGUCCCAUCUGAGAUGUGACAACAUAUACAAAAAUCUCAGCCUGCUGGUUGAUGAGAUGAAGUGGACUGGUGACAUGUCAUUUGAGUUCCACUUAUAA
This is a messenger RNA of Linum trigynum, 2577 nucleotides long. Lineage: Eukaryota; Viridiplantae; Streptophyta; Magnoliopsida; Malpighiales; Linaceae. The record is from the annotation of a GenBank genome assembly.